CUGUAAUCAAGUCGCCUCUAGUUCUGCGAUAUGACAACGGGAAAAGGUUCAGCUUGGCCAGUCGAGCUUCAUACGGAAGCUUCGCUAUUCCGAGAAUCAGCUUAGUCGCCGUUCUCUGAAUCUUUUCCAGAAGCUCACUGUCUUUUUUUAAACAGGGGCUAGCCGCUUGUAUGCAGUACUCAAGUUUAGGACGAACGAACACUGUAUACAAAUUCAAAAACGUUUUAGCGUCGACAUGACUAAGAGCUCUACGUAUUGACCAUAGGGUUCUAAAACCUUUGGCGGCUAUUGCACGGCAGUGUGCAGUAGUCUUUAAGUCUUGACUAACGAUAACGACUGAAGUGAUUGUCCAGUUAGCACUAGAUAUAAAGCUUUAUGACGUUGUGUUGAAACUAGAAUUACAGUAGUACUAGGAUGUCCAGCAGUUUCAUUGGAAUAGAAAUUACACUAGAACUAGAGUUAUAAGAACUAAGAAUUGAAUUUCACGGACUAAAACUGAAUUGAACUGAAGUGUGGUGUUAUGUACUGAAAUGCUUUUAAAAUGUGCAAUACUUAAAUUAUUGGACAAAUUGGCAGACGGACAGGUAGAUAGAUAUUAGAAGGAUAUCAAUUUCGGGUUAAUCACAAAACUGAGCUCAAAAUAAACAACAGAAAAGAAUCGGUAGAUGAAUAGAUAGUCACACUUAUAUGGUUCUAAGUUGGUCCUUAUGACAAACUACCAAUGGACUUAAUUAAAUGUGUUCGUUUUUUCCAAAUCUUUAUCGGGUUUUAUUUUUGAUCACAUUAAAUCAUGUUAUAUUUACUACUAAAGCUGAAUCGCCCCAAGGGAUUUAUUAGAAUGUGGUCUCAGUUGUUUAGCUAGUGGAUUCUUCCGCUACCUACCUAUUGAGGUUUCAAUAACUAAUGAGCCAUCAUUAAAAACCUUCUAAAGAUCACUCUUAGAAGAACUUUACUAUAACUUGACUUGAACAAUGACAAUAUUUGUUACAACUAGAGGACUUCUAUUAUUUAGUAUGAAGUCUUCAGAUUCACAAAGCCUUAUUACUAUUGAACUAGAUUUGAACCUUUUUGCACUAGCGAAUCAUGGAUCAAGCCUCAAGUAAGGGUCUUUAUCGAUAAAAAAACUACAAAAUUUGCGACAUGUAACUGAAAAACAUUUCUUAAGACGAAGCGUAUACGAACACGUCGUGUAUCAUUAAUGACAUUUAGUGUGGUUUUUUUUACAUACCAUAAAUUAACUAUUAGGUAGGCAGUUUGUCCAUAACAAGAAUAAUUCUCUGUAAUUGCCUACGUUCACAGGUAAAAGAGAAAUGUAUAGUUUUAAGUGCCUCAACAAUAGCUUACCAAAUUGCACAUAAAUGCAUGUCCUUUACACUUGACGCCUGAUUUUUUAGGUUUUGUAUGCAUAAUGUAAUAUUAUAAAAAUUCCAAAGGGCGUUAGUAUUAUUAGUUUUAGUAAGUUUACAUACAUUUAUUAGUGGGAUAUAGUCUUUGUGGAUAAUGUUCUGUACAGAAGGCUCAGGAAUUUGUUUUUGUCUAAAAUGUGUAUCUGAUCCUGUACACUCCACAACUAAUUAUUGUUCAGUCCUUUUCCCGGUUGCUGUGAGGUUAUAAAAAUCAUCUACUUAGCUAACAAAAGAGUGUUCUGAAUUAUUCAAUGAGAUCAUAAAAUUUUUGCUGAUAUAUGAGUAAGUGUGUGAUUACUAAAUUUUACACAGUAGGUGUUGUUUUUAAAGUUAAGAAUUUGUAAGUAGUGACAUAAGUACUUGUCUAUAAAAACGCCUUUAUUUUCAAGGUUAAAAACAUGAAUACAAGUAUGAAAAACGCUUUAAGACUGUACCACUCCAUGUAGUAAGGCAACUUUGGUAGUCGUACAUUCCUCUCAAACUACAUGUUGAUGAUGACUGGCUAGCCUAAACGUUUCAAGAUAUCAGACUUGUAAUGUUUGACAAGGGCUUAUACUGAUUUCAGCUUUUAAAUACAAUUAAGCAUUCUAGAAGUUUGUAUAAGUAGGGGAAAAUUCGCCUUCAUUAACCGAUCAGUUUUAAGUAGAUAACAUUAAUAUUGUGGUUAGCUAGAUACAGACCGUAAUUAUCGUAAGUUAUAACUAUAAAACUACAACUUUGAGUGUUAAAUCUUAUCAGGCUGUCGUGGGUAUUUUCUAUGAUUUCCAAACAUUACGUUAGAAUAUAUCUUCCUAGAGCUAUUAAUAUUGUUACUCUACUCUGCUUUUAACAGUCUUACUGAUCUAUCUGUUUUACAUUCUUGUAUGAUUUGUGAUAACUGAAGUCUAUUAACAUUCAUGAAGGAACCUAAACUGCCUAUGACUAACUGACUGGCCAGUGCUGUAGUUAUUAUUGUAGUGUACCUGAUGUUAGUGCCAUAUGUCAGUCAUUUACUUUUAAUUGCUAAAGAUGUGUGUAACUUAAACAAUUGCAAGAUAAUUAAGUCUUUCUUUGGUUGUUAACUGUAUUCAGAAAACUUUCAGGGUUUUAUGUUAGGAUCGAGUAGUCUCAUAACUUUAGCGAGCUUUUAACCACUUGUCGGCGUUCAUGUACAUGUGUAUAUACGUAUAUUUAUUUAUCAACAAAUAGGAAACACUAAUUAGGUGGAAACUCCUUCAUCGUCUUUGUGCCUCAGUCUAUAGGAUGAUGAAUUUUCGCCCAUCUUAAUAUGAGUUUACCUCAAUUAUUGGACACCUACGAAGGUGAAAUUUUUUUGAUUUUCUUGAUCUUAGAUUUAAACAAUGUCUCAAUUAAUAGAACUCAUUCUUCAGGGUGACGGUGAUAGAAUCCAGAAGUUUUUGAAAGAAUAUGAUAAAGACCCAGAAGGUUAUCUACGAUCUAUGAAUGAAUAUGACGAAAUGCACAAUUCUGCUAUUGAAUUAUUUACAAUAUUAGAUUCCAGGAAUUUUAUUGAAAAGGCAAUAAGCAAUGGUUAUAACGAGCUAAAUAAAACCGGAAAAAAUGGAUGCAAUUUAGUACAUUAUGCUGCUAUGUGGAAUCAUGCUGAUUUAAUAAAAUAUUUAUAUUUUGCUGGUGUCGACGUCUAUAGAAAAAAUAUUCACGGCGAAACCGCACAUAAACUAGCUGUUAAAUAUAAACAGGAAGAAGCAAUGCAUAUUUUAGAAUGGAUAGAUAAUUUGUUUAUUUAAUAUUAUUUAGAAUGUCGUGAUGAAUUUAUUAUGCUGAUCCGAUUAGUCAGGGAAAUUUUAGCAACUUCUGAUAAGAAUGACUAUACAAAAGAAGAAAGGAAAAUUGCAGAUUCUGCUUGUCUUGAUGGAGAAUCCUGGAUUAAUAAAAAUAAAGAAGCUACACUCAGCAUGCUUAAAACAAAAAAAGAACAAAUUGAAUUGAUUGUAGAACCAUUCUUACGGAAGAAAUCAUUAGUCAUGUAGUGUGAUGAAAUAAUAUCGUACCAUAUUGUAUGGUGAAAACCCAAAUAACAUUAUUUUGCAUUUACUUUUCCAAUACUGAGUGUGCAACAAAAUUUUAAUUUGAUAAGUGUAUACAGAUCUGUUUUUAAAAAUAGUUUGUUAUGUAUGUAUUGUGAAAUCAGUCUCUCAGGACAGUUAUGAUGUUAUUGGGUACUGUUCAGUGAUGGCUUGAUUCACAAGACUUUGAGUUGUACUAGGAAAGUUUUUCUAGCUAGCUGUUAAGUAAAUGAGCUCAGUACUUUCAAAUUUCUACCUUAAGAUAAUUAUGAUAUAGUUAUAUAAUGAAACAUAGUUCCUAACUAAAAGUGUACGAUAAAGUUAAAUAUUUGGGUAAGACGUUUAGGCUUAUAGAUUAUUUACAAAGUAUGUUUUCAGGUAUUUGAAAUUGGAUCCCCAC
Molecule: messenger RNA, 3833 nt
Organism: Schistosoma haematobium
Lineage: Eukaryota; Metazoa; Platyhelminthes; Trematoda; Strigeidida; Schistosomatidae
Product: ankyrin repeat domain 45
Exons: 4
Coding region: 2747-3154 (135 amino acids)
Molecular function (GO): protein binding
Source: RefSeq, a predicted model, not a curated record